AUGCCCAAAAUACACUACUCCACGGCUGCAGUUUCGUAUGCCGGACCGAUUCCACUGGUACCGUCAACGCAAAGCACCCAGUCCCCUCCACCACUCAAACGGAAGAGAAAGACACAAGGCUCCACUGAAGGAGACGAUGGCCUGCCAAUACUAGGAGAUGAUGAAAUCUCAAACGAAGAUUACCGUUGUGGUGGGCCAGGCCUUGUGAGGUACCCUGUAGUAAAGCAGGAUUUGGAUAACGACCAUCCUCUACAGGCGGUCUUUAUCACACAGUUAAAGGGGUCGAUGGUAAAGAUAUUACAGAAAUGGGGUGUUGAUUUCUCAACGAUAACCCUUGGCCGGCAAGCCCAUGACAACGGUCGUUUAAACCCUGAUGUCGACACUAUUACUGUACACGCAACGAAGCAUGCACUGGACGAUUCGUGGUUUAACGCUUGCAAGGAGAUUCGUCGACAUUUCGUCCAGAAAGAGCAGUCGCACCUAUGUAUCGAGAUUAUUGAUAAAACAGCAUUUUGCAACACGCUUCUAUACGCAAUUACGGUAAGUGAUUCGUUUGCGCGCACCUGGAAAGUCUUACGCCCCCUGGUUUUAGACGUGCUGGGAGACACUGACUGGACUGUGCUCUCCACGAUGACUCGCGACACUAUGAAUGAGCCCGACCCCACCACGAUACUUGUCGUCGUUAGAGAAGAGUCGACCCAUGAUUGGACUGCUGUCAGAGAGGCCAUCGUUGACAUUCUGGACUUGCACAAACUCGGGCAUGUGGCGGUUGAAAUACGUCGUGGUUCAAUCGAACCUUAUGGACAGAAACCUUCCCUCCGUGGUUUACGAGACUGGGAUAUGUUUGCCCACCCUGGUGGAAGUAUUGGGGUUCAUGGAUCGGACCAGGCUUCAUCCACCUUCGGCGGGUUUUUGGAGCUACAGCUUCCGUCGGGGGAAUGGAAAUUAUACGGGGUUGCGAGUUACAGCGGUAUAAUGACUGGGAAAGCUGACGACAUGUGGGAUAAACACGGAAUUCGACCUGACGAUAUAAGGAACGACCUUUACCUUGAUCAUCCAAGCCUUGGGGAUCAUAUCUCAUCGAUUAAGCAGUACCGACACGAGCUAUCGGUUAAUGCGGGACGGGAGUCGUAUAUUGCGUUGGAGAAACGCAUUCUUGAAGGCGCUUGCCUUUCACGAAGUGACAUGUACAGCUUUGAUUGUGCUCAGCAACGGAUUACGGACUUACGACUCUUCACUGCGAAGGGGCGUAGUCUUUACAACAGGACACAGCUGCUUCUAGGGAAGGUCUAUGCGGCCUCCGGGCAUCGUCGUAGCCCAGAGUCAAGACUGCUGGAUUGGGCAUUAAUAGAUGUGAUGAGUGAUCGCCUCUCGCCUAACGAAAUACCUCAGUUGAAUGUUACCGGUGAAGCCCAGAAUUCGAUUUACGUAUCUUCGUCCGUUUAUGUGGAGGGUGUAGCAUACCCACAGUACGAUAUCUUUAUAUGCAAGACCGGCCGGUCCGGGUUUACUGACGGGGAGAUGGGUAAACUUCUAGAAGCUGAUGUCCAGAACUGGUUUCAGGAUUCCCAUGGUGACUGGAAAAGUGUCAAAGGGACAGCUUACCAGAUCUUCUCUGCCGUAUCGGAAUUCGGUAGCCCGGGAGACUCUGGUUCGUUUGUGACUUAUGUGACCGGAGCAUUUAUUGGACUCCUUAUCGGAGGUGUUUCAGACGUCGGGGUCGGUUUGUUUAUGAGAGCCAGUGACCUUUUUGAGGAUAUUAAACUCAUUACAGGUGCUCAGGACAUUCGUAUCCCUGAGGAAUUUUAG
This is a messenger RNA of Arthroderma uncinatum, 1809 nucleotides long. RefSeq lists its product as uncharacterized. The transcript has a single exon. NCBI's taxonomy places the organism in Eukaryota, Fungi, Ascomycota, Eurotiomycetes, Onygenales, Arthrodermataceae. Bases 1 to 1809 code for a protein of 602 amino acids. The record is from RefSeq and is a predicted model, not a curated record.